CCCCCCUUGGCAAUCGCAAGGCAAAUACAAUUGAACCUCUGGUUCCUGAUUCAUUUCCGUCGCCCAUCCAUGCUUCAGCCACCAUGUCCACCACCGACACCGAGACCACCACCACCACCACCACCACCAAACCAGGCUGGUACCAAACCAGCGUCACGGCCAUCGACCCCGCCGCGCAGUCGCUGUUGGAGGAGUACAGCGGACUCAAACCCGAAGAAGUCCUGCCCCAUGUCUUAGCCCUGAGAGACGAAGCCUUCGCUAUCUUCCCAUACCCCUGCAUCGGCCAAAUGCGCUUCCUCAGCUGCCACCUGGCGCGCCUCCCGUUCUACCCGCAAGUCCUCGCCCGCCUGCGCGCGUCUCCGGCCCACGGCUUCCUGGACGCCGGGUGCUGCGUCGGCCAGGAGCUGCGGCACCUGGUGCACUGCGCGGGGAUCCCGGCGUCCCAGCUGUACGGCUUCGAUCUCGAGCCGGGGUUCUUCGACUUGGGGUUCAAGCUCUUCCGCGACAACGCCCAGAAGUUUCCAGCGACGUUUGUGGGCGGGGAUUUCGGGGUCGAGGAUGAGGGGGAGUGGGCGCGGGGCGAGAUUGUGGGGACGGUCGGGGGGAAGGUGGAUGUUGUGUGGGCAGGCUCGUUGCUGCAUUUUUGGGAUUAUGAAGGCCAGGUCCGCGGUGUGGCUAGGCUGGUUGGGUUGACCGGGGGGGAGUUGGGGGCGAUUGUUUGUGGGAGGCAGAUGGGGAGUACGGUGGCGGGGGUGUAUGAGUUGACGGGGUUGAUGGACAAGACGCUGCAUUAUCGGCAUGAUGUGGGGAGUUUGUUGGGGUUGUGGCGCGAGGUUGAGAGUAGGACGGGGACGAAGUGGGAGGUGCAGGCGGAGUUGGAGGUGGGUGAGACUACGGCGAAGAUGCGGAAUAUGAGCUUUGUGGAUGAUAAUGCGCGUGUGGUUUGGUGGUGUGCUACUCGGGUGCAGUGAGUGGGUCUUUUGUGGGACCGGAGAUCGGGGAUGAGGAUGUGUGAUUAUGAGAUAUGAGUAUGAGUAUGAGCAUGUAUGUCCAGGAAGCUGAAGGAAAGGAGGGUCUGAGGUUUCUCCCCCAGAAUCCUGCUAUUUCAGAGACUUGGGUAGGGCAGGCGUUCUGGGGGAGUAUACAGACGACCAGCCCUGC
This is a messenger RNA of Aspergillus aculeatus ATCC 16872, 1161 nucleotides long. RefSeq lists its product as uncharacterized. The record is from RefSeq and is a predicted model, not a curated record. The coding region runs from base 84 to 971 and encodes 295 amino acids. The transcript is spliced from 3 exons. Lineage: Eukaryota; Fungi; Ascomycota; Eurotiomycetes; Eurotiales; Aspergillaceae.